AGUUUGAAUCCAGCGCCUGGACGGUGAAUACGCAUCCUUGCGUGCCCUUAUCACAACAAUAUUGUUAUCGCGAAAUCGGAGACUUUUCAGAAGCUACCGCUCCGUCCAAACGAAUCACCCAAAAUUAUAGAAAGGUUCGUGGUUCGUAGUGUUCAGAGUUAAAGACUUAUCUGUCUCGCGUCUCAUCAGUCAUCGGUGGUUUCACCAAUUGCUGGAUGUUAGUUGUUGACGACAUGUCGAUGUCAAACAUGGACCUAGAACUGGCUUCGAACUUCGAAGAGGAUGACAGGGACGGCAUGCUUGUUGCACAAGCAAAUGUAUUCCCAAAACAAGAUGGACGGAACAGGAUGGAGCCGAGGAAAAUGGUGGACAUCACGAGAGACAAGCCAAUCAAAGUUACAAUCAGAGUGGUUGUACCAGUUCGCGACCAUCCCAAGUUCAAUUUCGUCGGAAAGCUUUUGGGACCAAAGGGAAAUUCGUUGAAAAGGCUCCAAGAGGAGACAAUGACGAAAAUGGCGAUACUCGGCCGAGGCUCCAUGCGUGACAGACAUAAAGAGGAUGAACUGAGGAAGUCUGGAGAUCCAAAAUUUGCUCACCUCACCGAAGAUCUUCAUGUUGAAAUCACAUCGUAUGCUCCACCCGCCGAAGCUCAUGCUAGAAUUGCUUAUGCUUUGGCAGAAGUUCGAAGGUUUCUUGUACCGGAUUACAAUGACGAAAUUCGACAAGAACAAAUGUGGGAGAUGCACGUAAUAAACAGUGGCAAGUCAGCGACAAGCGGAGACUCGGACGAUGCUGAGGAUGCAGACUCAAGUCGAGCCAGCACUUGCCCUUCCACAACCGAUCACCACAUUACCACACCCACUGGAGUAGGUAGCAGCUGUCGUAAGAGACCACUUGCGGCCCACGGCACAGGGACACGGGCCGCCAUUGCAAUGUCUCCCACCAAGAGGACUGUUCUCAGCAUCCUGGCACGCGCCAGAGCUGCUCAGGCCAAACACAUCUCACGACCUCUCUCUAAUGGAAGGCAAUUGGCGGUUAGAAUAAAGACGAGUGGACUUAUUGCUCCUGGGCCGGAUCUCGUUAUCAAUUGAGCUGCAACUCGGAUGAGGUAGAAUGGAAUAAGGCCCAAGUUUACCCUUAUUAGACACUCAACUCACCCACUCGAUGCAAAAGUUAUGUGUUUUUUUGUAUCGGCCUACUCUAUUCUUUCCGUUACCAUAAUACUAAUCAUAUCCAUGCUGUUUGGA
Nilaparvata lugens (brown planthopper) is the source of this 1247-nucleotide messenger RNA. RefSeq names its product KH domain-containing, RNA-binding, signal transduction-associated protein 2. Gene Ontology annotation, biological process: regulation of alternative mRNA splicing, via spliceosome. The transcript has 8 exons. Gene Ontology annotation, cellular component: nucleus. Lineage: Eukaryota; Metazoa; Arthropoda; Insecta; Hemiptera; Delphacidae. Gene Ontology annotation, molecular function: mRNA binding. The record is from RefSeq and is a predicted model, not a curated record. The coding region runs from base 216 to 1091 and encodes 291 amino acids.